Messenger RNA from Penicillium riverlandense, 1557 nucleotides. RefSeq names its product flavin-containing monooxygenase. The record is from RefSeq and is a predicted model, not a curated record. Gene Ontology annotation, molecular function: N,N-dimethylaniline monooxygenase activity; flavin adenine dinucleotide binding; NADP binding. NCBI's taxonomy places the organism in Eukaryota, Fungi, Ascomycota, Eurotiomycetes, Eurotiales, Aspergillaceae. The coding region runs from base 1 to 1557 and encodes 518 amino acids. The transcript has 2 exons.
AUGACUGUUCUCGAGCUGGAUGCGAUAAUUGUCGGCGCGGGGUUCUCAGGAAUCUACAUUUUGCAUCUCCUGCGCGACGAACUGCAUCUCAAUGUCAAGAUCUUGGAAGCCCGCUCGGAUGUGGGCGGCGUCUGGAACCGCAAUGUAUACCCCGGGGCCCGGGUAGACUGUCCUACUCCGGUGUAUGCCUUUGAUAUCGAGAAGGUCUAUAGGGACUGGAAGUGGUCGCAAGCGUAUCCCUCGCAGCAAGAACUCCAGGCGUAUUUUCGGCACGUCGAUCAAGCGCUUUCGCGCUGGACUGUCAAAACCGAUGACGGCAAGACGGUGACCGGGAAAUAUUUGAUACCCGCUGUUGGCUUCGCAGAUAAGCAGUACGUGCCAGCAUGGAAGGGACUCGACUCCUUCCAGGGAACAAUUUACCAUACCUCUCUGUGGCCCCAUGAUGGCGUCGACGUACGGGGGAAACGGGUAGCAGUUAUUGGAACCGGUGCAACGGGCGUGCAAAUUAUACAGGAAUGGGCCAAGGAAGCUGCCGAGACACUGGUGUUCCAACGCACACCAAACCUGGCGUUGCCUAUGAAGCAGAAGUCAUUAGACAGUGCCGCCCAAAGCCAGAUGUUGGUAGAGACCCGAGAAAUGUUCAAUAGCUGCCAGAGCACAUUUGGAGGUAUGCCACACGCAGACAGUACAAAGGCAUUCUCGGACUACUCCUCGGUGGAGUGCGAGAAAAUGCUGGGGGAGUUGUACGACAAAGGGGGCUUCCAUUUUUGGGGCGGAUUGGCAGACCUUCUGGUUAACACAGAGGCCAAUCGAUUUGCCUAUGGGGUUUGGGCAAAGAGAGUCCGGGCACGAGUCCAUGACCCCGUCAAGCGCGACCUCCUGGCGCCGCUAGAACCACCACAUCCAUGGGGAACAAAGCGCCCGUCGUUGGAGCAGAACUACUAUGAGCAGUUUAACAAGCCCAACGUGCAUAUUGUGGACACCCAGGCUCAUCCGAUCAUGGAGCUAACGCCGAAAGGCAUUAUCACCGAUGACCAGAAGCUCUACGAGGUGGAUGUUAUCGCGAUUGCCACAGGGUUUGAUUCAAGCACCGGUACACUAGCGAAAAUGGGCCUCCAAGACCUCGAUGGAGUGGACCUUGCAUUGAGAUGGCGAGAGGGGAUCCUCAGCUUCCUCGGCAUGACCGUCCCAGGCUUUCCCAAUAUGUUUCUUCCUUACUCCAUACAGUGUCCAACACCGUUAACCAAUGGACCGGUUUUUAUCAAGCACCAGGCCAAGUGGAUCCAAGACAUGAUUCGGAAAAUGGAAACGACUGGCAUUCACUGCAUUGAUCCCAGCCAAAAAGCGGCACAAGCGUGGCGAGAGGAAGUUCUGGAAAUUGCUGGCAUGACCUUGUUCCCACAAGCAAAAUCAUGGUACCAGGGUGCCAACAUUCCUGGAAAACACAUUGAGCAAAUGUAUUAUCUCGGCGGAGUCCCCAUGUACCUCAAGAAGUGCAGUGCCGCUCUUGGUGAUGAGUUCCUAGAGUCAUUUAUCAUCAAAGAGGAAGCGACUUAA